AUGUAUCCCCGCUUCUUCCGCGCGAUCUCCCCCUUGUAUGUUACGUCCGAAAACCAACAUUUUAGAAAUGUCAGUGCUUUGCUCUCGACAUCUCAUCUGCGUCACUCCCAUCAUGGAGCAACCAACAACUACCUACCGAAUGUGCCCCCACUUACGAAACUUCACUCUCCCGAACACAUGGCGGAGGCGCGCACAUGGGUAGAAAACUUCAAGCAGGUUCCGACUCUCAAAGGUGCUGGUGGUGUGGACAUCUCGUUCUCGAAGAUAUCUGGGUCGGGUGGUCUGAACCAGCAUAUCAACAAGGCGAACCUAAAGGCAACCCUUCACUGCUCCGUCAACGCGCCAUGGAUUCCUGUCUGGGCUAGAGAGUAUCUAGAGAAGAACCCGCACUAUGUCGCCUCGUCACAUUCCAUCCUGCUCACCUCGACUGUAUACGAAUUACAAUCGCAGAACGCGGACGAUUGUUUUUCAAAGGUACUUCAUUGA
This is a messenger RNA of Laccaria bicolor S238N-H82, 486 nucleotides long. RefSeq lists its product as uncharacterized. Bases 1 to 486 code for a protein of 161 amino acids. The transcript is spliced from 3 exons. The record is from RefSeq and is a predicted model, not a curated record. Gene Ontology annotation, cellular component: mitochondrial large ribosomal subunit. NCBI's taxonomy places the organism in Eukaryota, Fungi, Basidiomycota, Agaricomycetes, Agaricales, Hydnangiaceae. Gene Ontology annotation, biological process: mitochondrial translational termination.